GGAGAGAAGGUGAGAAAAAUCCCGUGUGGAUUCCUGCCCAUAACAUCAAACCCUGCACCACUAGCGAUGAGCCGUAGACCACCACCACCACCACCAUCACCCCCGGUAGAGGAAAUGGAGGACCUGGACAUAGAGGACCACCAGCCCCAGCGGUGGAGACGACCAAGACACCGACGAGCUCACCCCAUCACUUGGAGCGAUAUGAAGGCCCUGCAAGAAGAAGCCCAGCGAAUGGCACCAGACCCUAACCCCUCCGCUGGCACACUGUUUUUGCUUAUGUGCGCCAUCAUCGCUACCAACAGCACGGGAGUCUGUGGGCAAGAGGUUUGGGCUGCCAUACCCCAUCCAGGCGUGCUCCUCCCUGUUGCGGUAAAUAGCCCACAAUUUCCAGUCAUAAGAGCCUCUAACUGCACUCUUGGACUCCCCUGUGACAGGGCAGGGGCAACGGAAGCCCCCUGGAAUGGUACCCUGUGGGCUAACAUCUCCACCCCAGACAUACUCAAAUGGACAUUAGAAGCCAACGUAGCAGCAGCGGAAGGUUGGACACUAGUAGGACAUCACGCUACCGGAGACUUCCUGAUGCCUAAUGUAUCUGCUACCUCAGGAACCAUGAUAGGACUCAAUGGGACCUAUCCUCUAGCACUGUCCAACUGGUCCCGACCAGUGUCAGCUCCAAUAAUAGAAUCUUUGUGCCCAUAUCUCUUCCAGACACCUCACAAAGCUGAACUGCCCCUUACUGGAGUCCCCUGGGAGGACUGUCUAAGAGCGUCCCAGGUAGAUGGUCAAACUAAAACACUAGGCAUUUGGGGGAAAUGGCUAAGAAAAGGAAUGCAGCCUUUUGCCAUUCAGAGUCCAAUGCAGGCACUCCGCAGCCAACUUGGGAGGUGGGACUUAUGUGGGCCCUCAGCAUGCUUGGACAUGCGCCCAUUUUUUGGUCUACAAAGGCUAACUCUGUAUAAUGGGACAUGGAAUGUUAAUGCGUGGAGAUGGGAAGGGAAUAUCAUGGUCUAUGUAAACCGGUCUCGUCAAUAUUUCUUUGAACCUUGUGUUAGACCCCCUUUUUACUUUUUCCUAAGUAAUUAUAGUGCCUUUAAUUGCACCCAUGCCCUUUGCAGCCUUAGCAACUGUUGGUCCAACCCUACUCGAUAUGCAGUAGCCGUGCGUAACCCUGCUAUACUAUGGGUCCCUGCUACAACGCCUGAUUGGGAAGGCCCUUCUGACUUGAUAAUACACAGAGACUUCGCCAGGUCUAAAAAAGCAAUAGGGUUAGUUAUACUACUGAUAAGCACCAUAAUUGGUGCAAUAGCAGGGGCCGCUACCGGGGUUACCUCUUUGGUUACUACCCAGUUAACCACUAGUGCCUUAAACACGCUUUCAGAAUCAACGGCUCAAGCCUUUACCACGCAGGCUUCUAUUAAUCAGCAAAUCUGGGGAGCCAUAAUAAACCUACAGCAACAAAUAGACCUCCUUGUGGAGGAAAUAGCGGGCCUGUGGCAACUUACACACACCACCUGUGACAUCCGAUUCCCCAGUAUAUGUGUAACCACGAUCCCAGUGCCCAAAGUAUGGCUGAAAGAGAGCACCUGGCAGCCUUACUAAAAGGCCCUUUUAGCCAACAGUUCCUUAAUACCACCUAUCAACUACAAAAGGAAAUCUUGAAAAUCAAUUCUACCCACGUAGAGCCUAUUGCGUAUAAUUUCCUUACUGGUGCUCUUGCGAGACUGACCUUCUGGUUAAACCCAGCCAACCUCCUCAUCUGCGGAGUCAUGAUAGUAGGAUUUGUCAUAGGAAUAGUAUUAUUUCGCUGUUUAUACAACAUGUUCAAUAAGCUAAGUGCUCAGCAAGCCAUGAUCAUACACGUCCAGCAGGCACUAAUAA
Messenger RNA from Myotis brandtii (Brandt's bat), 1878 nucleotides. RefSeq lists its product as uncharacterized. The record is from RefSeq and is a predicted model, not a curated record. Bases 67 to 1599 code for a protein of 510 amino acids. NCBI's taxonomy places the organism in Eukaryota, Metazoa, Chordata, Mammalia, Chiroptera, Vespertilionidae. The transcript is spliced from 2 exons.